This is a messenger RNA of Triticum dicoccoides, 1501 nucleotides long. Its product is annotated as protein FAR1-RELATED SEQUENCE 5-like. The transcript has 5 exons. Lineage: Eukaryota; Viridiplantae; Streptophyta; Magnoliopsida; Poales; Poaceae. Gene Ontology annotation, biological process: regulation of DNA-templated transcription. Bases 676 to 1236 code for a protein of 186 amino acids. The record is from RefSeq and is a predicted model, not a curated record.
CCCCGUGCGAGGAGCACUCAUUCAAUUUGGGCGGUGGCCGGGGUGAGAGAUGAAGGCGGCUACGGCGGCGGCGAUGGAGUUCCUAAUGCAACCGAUCCGAGCGUGGGGGAGAGUGCAAUCCCAGUGGAUCUGCCUGCCAACGGCACGACGAGCGACAAGCGAGUAGACCCGCCAUGACCGCGGAUGGGCAAAUCCGCGAGCACGACUUGGUGGUUAAUCGGAGACGUUAGAGCUUGCUACAGGCAUCAGAAGUGUCGCCCGUGAAUAUGAACCUUCAAGCACCAGGAUGGGCUAAGAGGAUAAAGCUGGAGUGAAGAACACGAGGUCUUGCCGGUGCGAGUAUCCUGGAUUUAUAAGGCUGUUCAGAACAGAAGACAACGGGUGGUACAUUGCUGAGCAGAGGGAGCAGCACAACCACUCGUUAUCCUCUAAUUUUGGUGAGACGAUACACUGUCCUUCACACAAACAUAUUGAUGUGUAUAGCGGGAGCUUUUUUGGUUCCAUGCAGAAUAUUCCAUUCACCAAACGGUCGUUAAAGAGUUUGUGUGGGAGGAUAAGUCGAGAACAACCAGAUGAUGAUGUGCGGGCCAUUGAGGUGUUGCAGAGUUGGGAGCAAAGGAUCCAUAUUUCGUAUACCAUGUCCACGCAGAUGCGGAGGGUAGGAGAAAGAACUUAAUGUGGGCAAACGAAAACAGGAGACUGCAGUAUAAAAUUUUCGGAGAUGUAGUGACAUGUGAAACAACUUAUCGAACUAAUCUGUACAACAUGCCAUUUGGGCUUUUUGUGGGGGUGAACAACCAUUUCCAGAGCAUUAUCUUUGCUGGUGUGCUGGUAGUGGACGAGACUGAAGAAAGUUUCAUGUGGGCCUUCUCUGAAUUUCUCAGGAUGAUGGUAGGGGUGGCACCAAGGACAGUUCUGAUAGAUCAGAAUAAGGCAAUGGAGCUUGCGCUGAAUAGUAUCAUGCCAAACACAGCGCAUCGAUGGUGUAAAUGGCCUGUGUUGAAGAAAGCAAAGAAGACCCUCGGGCCACUGUACAGCAAGAAGAGUGAUUUCAGUCUGGAAUUCCAUAAAGUUGGGAACAGCAUGCUGACUGUAGAUGAAUUCGAGGAAGGGUGGCGCAUGCUGCUGGAGAAGGACAAACUACAAACACAUCCAUACAUGACUCGGCUCUUUGAGGCUGGGAGAAGUGGGCGAAGCCAUAUUUCAAAGGGCAGGCCAGUAAUAAAGGCCAGAUAAAUACAAGGGCCAUGUGUGAGCAGUUUGGCCACAUUUUGUAUGAGUGUGAAACAGGCGCGAAAGCCCGGGAAGGUCACAUGAGAAACAACAACACUAAACAUAUGGAGCUCAGGUUAGCAGAUUUCUCAUCCUGAUGAAAUAUGAAGUUUGGUGGUUAUUGAAAAGUGGUCGUGGGAUGUGUUAAAGGAUUUUAUCAGUGUAUCAGUUUAGUUUUUGUUGCAUGCUGGUGCCCAGUCGGUAGGAUCUCGCUAGUAGUCAGGCAGAA